CUACAUCAGCAAUUAGGGUUUCUGAGGAUUGAUUGACUGACAAUGAAGGGAAGGUUGAGAUCACGAACUGAACAUCCACUCACGCCAAAGCUGGAAAAAGUUCGAAAUCAUUCCUUCGAGAAGCCCUCAGGUACUAGGAAAGUAAAGAGAGUGAGAUUUGAGAGUCCUGGAAACGAUGGCGGUCAUGCUCAUGUUUCUGCCAGAGGACGUGAUGUAUCCCAAUCUCCGGCAUCCGAUGCCCCUAAGACUUCAGAAUAUGCAUAUUUUAAGAAGGUAAGGAAUGGUGCUGGUGCUGUACGUGGUUAUUCUCAUUCAGCACCUAAAGAGAACAGGCACUGGAGUAGCUCCAAAAUUUAUGAUUCUCUUAGAGAGAACGCUAGAUCCUCUGGCGUGGUUAAACCCAGCUUCAAGGAAUAUAGGUUUUCAGUAGAAAGGGAAGAACCAUCUGACCAUCAAAAUUUCCCCUCACCUUAUGCUAGUGAAUAUGAUGAAGGAAAUCUGACAAAAAUUAAAGAGCCUACAGUUGGAACUGGGAAGAAUCCAAAGCUGUUUGUUCAUGAUGUUACACCCAUUAGACAAUGCCUUUCCUCUUCACCACUCGAUGAAGUGCCAAGAGUCUCAGAGAAACAAUGCCUUGAGAAAGGAAUCUUUGCUGGAAAGAGAAAGAAAUUACAACAAUGGGCUAUUCAAACCUUAUUUCCAGAUGUUGAGAAUCCCCAUCUUAAAGGAUCUGAAUUGACUUCUUCAUUGUUAAGCCGGCUGUUCCCUAAGGGCAAUGAGAAUGAUGAUAUAUUAAAUGGACAGAUUGAUAAAAGUAGAUCCCUCAUAUUACAUGAGGCUAAGAAUCUGGAGAAGGAAAUCCCCUUAUCCCAUAGAAAGGACUGGAAACAGGAUCUCCCAAACUCUGGCAGACCCAGCCAAAUUGUAUCCUGGGAUGGGAAUCAGUUUGCUUGGGGAUGUCCUUACUCCAGUUAUGAUAUACUAAAUGCCCAGAACUAUUCAAGGGAUGGUGGUUUUCAAUUAAACAGAAUGCACAGACUUACUCACACACAGCAUGAUUCAUAUUUCAGCUUGCCAUUAUGGGGAUAUAGAUCUCCUGGUCAUUUCCAUUUUGAAGGGCUAGAUGAAUUUGAUUCUGUAAUUGGACAUUCAAGAGAAGAACCUUCUAGGCUAUUGUUAGAAUGGAACUCUCAAAAGGAGAAUCACAACCUAGAUUCAGCCAAGCUCAAUCAUGACACUACAAGGACCUUGGCUCCAAGAUUGACCACUUCUUGGAAUGCUGAUCAACAGGAAGCUCUGGAUAAUGUUAUCGGCACUGAGAGAAUGGUUUCACCACCCAUAUUUUCAAACCAUUGUUUGCAACUUGAUUCAACUGACUUUUUUACACAGAGUUAUGGACCAAAAUUUGAUGAUAUGAGCCAUGCAACGGCUGAAUCAGGACAGUUUUCUCUGGCUUUGCCUGGCACUCCUAAAUGCUUCACUCUGGCUGAAGAUAUAUUUUCUAACAGCAACUUUAUCUUCUCCCAUGGAGAUCAAUAUUGGCCUAGGAACGAAGUUUGGAAUGGCAUCCAUCAAGACUAUUUUGGAUGGGGAUGUCUACAAUCUAGAGAUUCUGAUGCAGAAAUUUAUCCGAUUUCCAAUUCAUGGCAGUUCCCUCAAAGCCAGAACAGAUUAUACCCUGCUACAGGACUGGAGGAAGCUCUUGGUGAACUUCUUGAUCCUUUCUCUAAAGGUAAAUAUAACAAUAGCCUUUUGCUGCCUAAUCUUAAUUCUUCAUUUGAUGUGCAAUUGCAUUGGCCAUUGUUAGUCAAUCAUGUUAGCCUGGAUAAAUCUGACCAAGAGUUAAGAUUUGGCGAUGAUGAUAGGUUGUUGGAAUAUAGAUAAGACACUGUAGAUUCUUGCCUGCAUGUUACUUUGUUAAUAUUUUGAAAGCCAACACUAAUACUGAUGAGACAAACAUGCUAGUUCUUCAUUGUAGUUUCUUUUCUAGGAAAAUGGCCAUGAAAUCCUUAGAUCUUCUUUGUGUAGGGAUUUCUUUCAGAUGCUUAAUGAAUUUACGGACGUAUCAUCUGGCUAAGUGAUGCCCAUGAUAUGUUUUAAGUUCCAAUUAUUUAUGGCAUGGUUUUACAAGAUACAUACUCAUUGACACCCUUUUUUUCACUUAUUCCAAAUGAACUCCAUUCUUCAAUUCUUGGGCUCGUGCAAGAAGAUUAGGGCAUUAUAAGUUGUCUUGCAGUUCUCUGUGAUAACUGGUACCAAUGCUUGAUUACUAUACAUGUCAGUGUAUGACAUGUUUCCCGGUUGCAUCUUAGCCAAAUAAAUUACUACUUGAUUCCCGGAAGGAAAUUGAAUGUAGAUUAGACCAAUUUUUUUAGAAGAUAGAGAAUAAAUACAACCUAAUUGUUAGGAAAUUAGGUUAUAAAAUUCGGAAAUAAAUUCCUAAAGUAGUCCAGGAACUUGCAAAACAAAUCAGAGCCCUUUGUCUGCCAGGCUUACCAAAAAAAAAAAAAAGAGAGAGAAUAAUGAAUAUUAGCGUUAAAAUUCAAGAAUGUGGAAAAUCACAGAAGCAUGAUAGGUUUUCACUAUGAAGAAGAAUGGAGAAUAAAGUUAUAGGACGAAGCCCACUUCUAAUUGCUUGUACAUGAGUGUGUACACAUGUAAACACUCUAUUAUAGAUACUCAAAU
Messenger RNA from Andrographis paniculata, 2685 nucleotides. RefSeq lists its product as uncharacterized. Lineage: Eukaryota; Viridiplantae; Streptophyta; Magnoliopsida; Lamiales; Acanthaceae. The record is from RefSeq and is a predicted model, not a curated record. The coding region runs from base 43 to 1884 and encodes 613 amino acids. The transcript has 8 exons.